Culex quinquefasciatus (southern house mosquito) is the source of this 2204-nucleotide messenger RNA. RefSeq names its product ATP-dependent DNA helicase mph1. Gene Ontology annotation, molecular function: four-way junction helicase activity; 3'-5' DNA helicase activity; four-way junction DNA binding. The record is from RefSeq and is a predicted model, not a curated record. NCBI's taxonomy places the organism in Eukaryota, Metazoa, Arthropoda, Insecta, Diptera, Culicidae. Gene Ontology annotation, biological process: replication fork reversal; interstrand cross-link repair; double-strand break repair via synthesis-dependent strand annealing. Bases 118 to 2046 code for a protein of 642 amino acids. The transcript has 3 exons.
AACAAAAUCAAAACAAAACUGAAAUUCCGGCACGUGUCCGCCCGCGGUCUGAGAAAUUAAAACAGCCGAUUGCGUUGCAUUUUGUUCCGUUUGUGAAAUCAACUACCGAGAGUAAACAUGAGCUCGAAUCCAUCGCCGGAACAAUCACUGGACAAGCAGCCCCCAGCGCCGCAACAACAACCAGUUCCGCCUGCCAACAUUCACGCCGGCUUCGAUCCGCACUCGGGCCAGAGCUGGCUGUUUCCGGUGGACUUUGUGACGCCGGACUAUCUGCCGCUGAUCGUGGAGAAGACGCUGUACCACAACUCGCUGGUGAUCCUGCCGAACCGGUUCGAGGUUUCGUUCGUGGCGGCGGUCGUAAUGCACAACGUUUACCGCUGGUACCCGUUCGGGAAGGUCGUGUUUAUCUGUUCGAACCGGAAGGCCACCCAGGACCAGCGGGCGGCCUGCGAUCGGUUGAUGAAGUUCGUGCCGUCGGAUGUGGUGGACAUGGCGCUGAAGCCGCAUGAACGGGUUCGGAACUGGGCCACGAAGAGGGCGUUUUUUAUAACGUCGCACACGAUGGCCGGGGAGAUGGCCCGCCAGGAGGCGGAACGGGUUGCCAUGCGGAAGAUUAAGCUGGUUGUGAUUGAGGACCCGCAGCUGGACGUGCGAGCGCACUCGGCGAUCAUUCAGAAGCUGACGGAGAUGGGGGCUAACUUCCGGGUGCUUUGCGUGACGACUACGCACGGGAAAACGGUGGAACCGGCUCAGCUAAAGCAGUGGCACAUUUCGAACAUUGAACUGCAGUGGGGCAAUCCGCAGGAGAAGCCUGACGAGUGGCUCAUGAACAAGAAGGAGAUCAGCAACAUUGUGACGGUGCUCGGGACUGUGAUGGACGGUUUGCUGGCCGAACUGCAGCUGCUGACCCAGCGGUACCUGGCCAACCUGCACGCCUGCAAGCAGAUCGCCAACACGAGCCUCUUCGAGACCAUCACGGCGGACCACAUCCGGCAGGAACGAACCCGCUACGAGCUGUCCGUGCUGACCGGGGUGGUGCGGAAGAAUCACUUCGAAGUCAUGCGCAACUUCCACAUGGCCGAGAAGCUGGUGCUGGCCCACCGGAUCUUGGCCCGGGACGGUGUCGUUGCGCUGAUGGACUACUUUCACCUGCAGAACGAUGCGCUCGGUCAGGCGGACAGCGAGCUGACGGCGUUCCUGCACAAGGUCCGGCAGGGCGUCUACACCGCGCCGCAUCCCAAGUUUACCACGUUGGACAACUUUUUGCGGGAGUUCUUCCAGCAACGCACGUCUGUGGUGGCGGCGGCCCUCCGAAUCCUGAUCGUGGUCGAACGCACCGACGCGGUCCUGCUCGUGAACCGCAUCCUCAAGAACAUUCCGGAAUCGAAGCACCGCUGCCUGAUUGACAGCAACUACGCCAGCUACGUGGACCAGUUCCGCACCGGCGAACUGAACGUGCUGGUCGUCCCGGUCGAGAUCGAACCGUCCAUCGAGCUGGGCCACACCGAUCUGGUCGUGCUGUUCAACAUCACCGAUCACCCCCUGGAAUUCCUCUGCCACAUUGCGCGCACCCGGGGCGGCCAACCGGGCGCCAUCGUGACGAUGACCACCGAAGGCCCCGAACAGGAGGAAAUCACCGAAAUCAUCAACAACCGGCGGAUGCACUACUACGAAAACCGCGACAUUCUCCCAAUCGGCGUCGACCUGUCCGACAGCAUGGUCCGCGGCUCACCGGCACUGAUUCCGCCCGGCUUCCAGCCCAAGGGACGCCACGUGCUGUUCAACCGGCAGGCGACGACGGUCGUCGAGGCGACCUCUUCCUGCGCCUCCCCCUCCCCCACCCUGUUGCCCAUCUCUCCGCAGCUGGUCGUGGCGGAGAAGCGGCGCGUGCUCGAAGUCCUUUCGGACAGUCCGGCCACGUACGACGCCAUCAACGGGUGCACCUACUACCAGGUGAUGCAAGUGCCCAGCCAGCCGUCGCUGGUGCGAACGCCCGGGGACAAACAGGAAGCCGAGGAGGCCAAGUCCCCGGGAGGGGGGCAGUGACUGUGUUUCUUUUUUGUUUCUGUUACUAUUUUUUAGAGAAAAGUUUCCUGUUAAGUUUUUUUUUGCCGCCCAACCUGACUGUACUCCGAGUUUGGGAGUAUUCGAUGUCUAAAAUUUAAAUUAAAUAGAAAACACCACGAAGGAUGUUUGUUUCGAAA